Miscanthus lutarioriparius is the source of this 501-nucleotide messenger RNA. Lineage: Eukaryota; Viridiplantae; Streptophyta; Magnoliopsida; Poales; Poaceae. The record is from the annotation of a GenBank genome assembly.
AUGGAGUUUGCUGCGGUCACGACGGCCAGCGAGGUGGUGGUGCGGGGCGACGCGGAAGGGCAGCGCGGCUGCUGCGGUCCGGCUGAAAGACGCCCGGAGCAGCGGACCACGGCGCGGGGAAGGCGCGAGCCACGACGGGGCAGCACAGCGGGACCGCGGGGCAGCAACCGGCAACGGCGGCCAGGUACCGCGGCCGAGACGGUGGUCGAGCAGGCGCAUGAGGGAGACGGCGCCUGGAAGCCGCAGGCCGGCGCGGACCCGAGGACCGCGGGCGUGCUCGCGCGCGGCAUGGCACAGCCAUGGCGUGCAGCAGCAUGCAGAGGAGGCGUGGGGCUACGGUGGUGCGACUGCGGGCGCACGGCAACGGACGAGCAGUGUGCACUCGCAGGGAAGGAAGAAGGAGGGGCGCGGGCGGUUGCUCGCGCGAGACGGAGCUUGAACGGCGGGGCCAAGGGGCGAGCGGGAGGGAUGGCGCUGCUGGCACAAGCGGGGAAGGGAUGA